UCCACUUUUACACUUGUUCCUCAAACAGGACAGCAUCAAUUAAAGCACACCAGCACAGUCUAAAGGUGAAGACCAUGAAGGUUCUUGUGGUGCUCACACUUGCUGUGGUUACAGGCUGCCAGGCCAACCUAUUCUAUGCUGAUGAGCCCAAACCACAGCUGGAGCAGCUGACAGAUGCAUUCUGGAGCUAUGUUUCUAAAGCAACACAAACUGCAGAAGAAUCUAUUAAGAUGAUCAGAGAGUCUCAACUGGGUCAAGAAGUCAAUGAAAGACUGACCCAGAGUGCUGAUAUGGCCAGUGAAUAUGCCGUCACCCUCAAGAAACAGGUGGAUCCUCUGACUGAAGAGCUGAUGAACAAAAUCACCAAGGAGACUGAAGUGCUGAGGGAGCGUCUGGGCCAGGACCUGAUCAACGUGAGAGAGAAACUUGAGCCCUAUGCUGACAACAUGAAGAGCCAGAUCCAGCAGAGAGUUGAGGAGCUCAGGGCGGCCAUGGCUCCAUAUGCUGACUCCCUGGAUUCUGAGACCCUGAAGGCCACUCUGCUCCAGAAGAGUGAGGAGCUGAGAGGAAACCUGGAGCAGAGCGUGAAGGAGCUGCAGGUUCAGCUGGAGCCCUACACUGCUGAACUCAAGGGGAAAGUGGACCAGCAUCUGCAGGAGUUUCAGAAGACCGUGACUCCCCUGACCGAGGAUCUGCAGGUCCAGAUUAGAGAGAGAGCCCAGAUGGUCCAACAGAGUCUUACACCAUAUGCUGAAGAUGUGAAGGAGAAGCUGGACCCCUACGCACAAAACCUGAAGGACCAGCUCACCUCUCUGUACGAGUCUUUCACCAAGAGAAAUUAAAUGCAUUAAAGACUUCCCUUUUGUUACCAAAAGAACUCUUUACAAACUUCAAAAUUUGACAUAUUUGAUCCACAUUUCUUUUUGUCGAUUCAUCCUACCAUGCCAUAAAUUAAGUCUAGUCUCCUAAAUUACACUGUGCAAUAUUCAAUGUCCUUUACAUUUGCAAAUGUUCUGUAUUAAUGUGUGGUGCUGGAUAUUUAUUUAAUAAAAUAUCAAAUGUUUCUCAGACAAAA
Danio aesculapii is the source of this 1075-nucleotide messenger RNA. Its product is annotated as apolipoprotein A-I-like. Gene Ontology annotation, molecular function: phospholipid binding; cholesterol binding; phosphatidylcholine-sterol O-acyltransferase activator activity. Bases 75 to 842 code for a protein of 255 amino acids. Gene Ontology annotation, biological process: positive regulation of lipid biosynthetic process; lipoprotein metabolic process; cholesterol efflux. Gene Ontology annotation, cellular component: extracellular region; blood microparticle; high-density lipoprotein particle. NCBI's taxonomy places the organism in Eukaryota, Metazoa, Chordata, Actinopteri, Cypriniformes, Danionidae. The transcript is spliced from 4 exons. The record is from RefSeq and is a predicted model, not a curated record.